This is a messenger RNA of Hydractinia symbiolongicarpus, 1643 nucleotides long. Its product is annotated as E3 ubiquitin-protein ligase RNF34-like. Bases 319 to 1578 code for a protein of 419 amino acids. Gene Ontology annotation, biological process: proteasome-mediated ubiquitin-dependent protein catabolic process; negative regulation of extrinsic apoptotic signaling pathway via death domain receptors; protein K48-linked ubiquitination. The record is from RefSeq and is a predicted model, not a curated record. Gene Ontology annotation, cellular component: cytoplasm; plasma membrane. NCBI's taxonomy places the organism in Eukaryota, Metazoa, Cnidaria, Hydrozoa, Anthoathecata, Hydractiniidae. The transcript has 4 exons. Gene Ontology annotation, molecular function: ubiquitin protein ligase activity.
GGGUGAUAUUUUUCCAAGAGUUCGGUAACUUAACCUAACCUUAAUGUUUUAAGCAAUAAUAGUUACAAUAGACAAGACCUUGUAAUGUCAUGAUAUUGUAUAUUUGCCACAUUGUUGUAAUAUUUUGUGUAUUAGAAUUACCAAUAUUGUUUGUUAUUGUUGUCUUUCUGAGGAUUGCAAAUACUUUUUCUGUAAAGGGUAUUGCAAUGUGGUGUUUUAUAACAGUGCAUAUUGAGUUUCUGAGCUAAGCUGGUCUGUAUUUUUUGAUAUUGUCUGUUAUUAAUCCAUAUUUAUUCUUUCAGAUUUGUGAAGUGAAGUAUGCCAACAAAAUUUUGUAAAGAUUGUUCUCUGAAACUUGGAUUUUUUAAAAAGAAAGUUCAAUGUCGAUUAUGCAUGUACCAUUUUUGUGACCAAUGUUUUUCAAAAGUCAAAGCAAAUGAAGCCGAUUUAUUGUACAAGUUAAAAAAUCUCAGUAACCCAGCCUGCUUACAGUGUAUAGUGCUUGGACACGAUGUCAUAAAGCGAGAAGAACUCUUCCUACUUGCAAGUAAACAUCUGACAGAAUUCCUUAACAUGAAGAACAUUUCAGUCAACAACUGCACUGAGAAAUACCAUUUAGUUGAUUUGAUUAUGGAAUUUGCUGAAACGAAUGGAUAUAAAAGUGGACAUGAUAUUGAAAACGAAAUAAUGCGUAAACAACAUAUUGAGGAGUUGCGACAAGCAGAAUUUGCAAGACAACUUGAAGACCAACAACGUCAACGCGAAAAUGCACAGACCUUGGACAAUGAUCUGCAAUUAAGUGAUGACACUGUUGAUUCACCAACAGCUAAUGUUUCUUCUGUACAUGAAGACAAUAACUUUAAUUUAGAGAGCCGUAUGUAUCAAAAUGAACAAUUCUUUAAUUCCAAUUUUGCCUCUGAAUCUCAAUCAAAUAGCGUUGAAGCUCAAGGUGAGGCAACUUCAGAGAACGUAAAUACUGAUAGGCAGGAAAAUAUUGACGCACCAAUUGAUCUGAAUAAUUCAUGUGAAGAGCCGGCUUCUUCACAACAAGAUUUGGAAUUUAAUAACGAACCUCCCUUACAUCAGCAGUCUUCACACGCAGACUCGCAACCAAGCCAGCAGUCAACUUCUAGUAACCAAAUACCGUCUACAUCUAACCAAAAUAAUUCUAGUCAGACAAGCGAUUCUGAUCAACGGUUAAGUCAAAGCAAUGGUUUAUGGAAAUCAAUCGAGGACGUGACGAACGAGAAAGAAAUCAAGUCCUUGUCUAUUUUGCAACUGAAACAAAUCUUAACCGCCAAUUUUAUGAAUUAUCGUGGCUGCCUCGAAAAAGAAGAGUUGGUUGAUAAAGUCAAAAUGUUAUACGCAUCCACCAAAAAAGUUGCCCUAGGUGAAAAUUCCACGACGAGUGGUCAAUACGAGAUAGACUUGUGUAAAAUAUGCAUGGACCAUGUAAUCGACUGCGUUCUUCUGGACUGUGGUCACUUAGUCGCCUGUACAAAGUGCGGCAAACAAUUGUCACAGUGUCCUAUAUGUAAGGCGUUUGUAGUACGCGUCGUUCACGUCUUUAGGGUGUGAAAGAAGAAUCUAGAAAAUCUUAUUUUAUUUAAAGAAUAUAUGUAUUAUAUAGUUUUGUAAAGCCA